GUAUAAACUCUUUUUUUCAAGGUCUGAUCUAAAAAAUCUUUGAGCCAAGAUAGCUUGAAUCAAUCUCCACCCAAGGACAAAUGUAAUAAAUGCCAUUUGGCAACCGCUUCCUAUAAAUUCAAGCACCCUUGAGCUGCCUUAUGCAAUGAAAAAUUACACAAAAAAUGGGUAACCUAAGCCUUUGCCUAAUUUUCUUGCUUUGCUUAUUAGCUAGUGCGGCUGCCCAACAAUGUGGGCGGCAAGCCGGUGGCCGGACUUGUGCCAACAACCUUUGUUGCAGCCAGUAUGGUUACUGCGGUAAUACAGAUGAUUAUUGUUCACCUUCUAAAAGUUGUCAAAGUAACUGUUGGCCUAGUGGUGGUGGUGGUGGUGGUGGUGGUGGUGAAAGUGCCUCCAAUGUUAGAGCUACUUACCAUUUCUACAACCCCUCACAACAUGGAUGGGACCUAAAUGCUGUAAGUGCUUAUUGCUCAACAUGGGAUGCAAACAAGCCAUUGGAAUGGCGCCAGAAGUAUGGAUGGACCGCCUUCUGCGGACCAGUUGGACCUCGUGGCCAAGCAUCUUGUGGAAGAUGCUUAAGGGUGACAAAUAGAGCUACAAGAUCUCAAGCAACAGUCAGAAUUGUAGAUCAGUGCAGCAAUGGAGGCCUAGAUUUAGAUGUAGCCGUGUUCCGGCAGAUUGACACUGAUGGAAGAGGCAACGCGCAAGGCCACCUUAUGGUGGAUUACCAGUUUGUCAACUGUUAAGAUUGAAGCACUCCAAGCAUAUUCUAUGAUGUAAUAAUAAGAGAAUUUCCUCUCAUAAAUCAAGCUACUUAAGUCAAGAAAUAAAUCAAUAUAUGUUCUUAUUGGAUGAGGGAAAAAAAUAAAGAAUUGUGGAAUGCCAAAUCAACAUCUCCCAAAUCAAUCUUAGUGUGAAUAAUUGCAUGAAAAUGGUGAUUUUGGCUAGUAUUAAAUUUAGCUUUUUCCUUAUAAGAAAAUCAUAAUUUGAAUAUAAAAGAAGGCUUAACACUAGAUAUUUUUAUAUGCAAAUACAAGCAU
This is a messenger RNA of Durio zibethinus, 1040 nucleotides long. The record is from RefSeq and is a predicted model, not a curated record. Lineage: Eukaryota; Viridiplantae; Streptophyta; Magnoliopsida; Malvales; Malvaceae.